ACGUCAGUUGCGAACGGUAUGCCGCCUCGAGUAGUUGUUUUCGGUUGUUUUAGUUGUUUGUUACGAAAAUCAUUCGGACAGACGCCUGAUUUUAUUCUGAAUAUCAAAUUAUUUUAGUGAAGUUACAUUAGUGAUUCAUUGACGUAUGUAAUAAAAGUUGAUUUGUUUGUGCCAUUUUAGUGUUAUAAGACGGUGAUUGUUCUGAGUUCUAAUUUAUCUUUGACACCAUUCUAGUCGUGUUUACUGUUUGUGAUUUACUGGUAAAAGCGUAAAGCAUAUGUUGGAAUUUUAACAAAUCAAGAAUCAGUAGUGCGGUAGUCGAUGAAGGCCGGUUCCAUCCCAUGGCCGGCGACAAUGCUAAGUACUCUCAGAAACAACUUAACGCACUAAGAUCGCCGCCACUCUCAACUACAAGACUUAAACCGUGAUCUAACGCAAAAUUAAAAUAAUCGCCUUAUAUAUGAAAUUACUCGCGGUUUCAAUCGUAACACAUUAUUUUGUAGUAAUAUUUUAAAAUAUACAUGUACAAAGAAAAUAUUUAUAUUUUUAUACUGAAAACUAUAGUGUCUUUCCUCUUAAAUAGUUUUUACUUAAACGGCAUAAAUACGUUGAUUUAUAUUAAUUUAAUGUUUCAUAAUAUUUCUUAUGAUGUCGGGAUAUAAUUAAAGUGUCGACAUUAAUUAAAGUGACCUUAAUCUCGAGCCUACACAAUGUUAAUUUUAAUAAAAUAUAUACAAAGAUAAAAUCUUUUAAAUUAUAUAAAGUGCCUAAACCAAAAAUUUAUCAUACGGGAAUAUUUAAUUUUAUUGAAUAUAUAAAAUAUAUUUAUAAGAUAAGAUGGGAAGAGGAAACAGCAAAACUCAUGGAACUGAAACCGAACGUAGAAUCAGGGCCAAUGACAGAGAAUAUAAUUCUCAAUUUAAAUAUGCGAAUAAUAUCAUCAAAACAUCUAAGUACAGCAUUUUUACAUUCCUGCCUCUCAAUCUAUUGGAGCAGUUCCAGCGCCUGGCCAACUUUUAUUUUCUUGUUCUCCUCGUGCUGCAGCUGGUACCCGCCAUCAGCAGUUUGACGCCGGUCACUACGGCUAUGCCUUUGUUCGGAGUGCUCGCACUGACCGCCGUUAAAGAUGCAUACGAUGAUUUUCAAAGGCAUAUGUCCGAUUCGCAAGUGAACAAGCGAAGAUCGAAGACGCUGCGCAACGGCAAACUGGUAGAGGAGCGAUGGUCGGGCGUCCAGGUCGGUGAUGUCAUACGAAUGGACAACGACCAGUUCGUGGCGGCAGACAUUCUGCUGCUGACGACCAGCGAACCUAACGGAUUGUGCUUCAUUGAAACAGCAGAACUUGACGGAGAAACAAACUUAAAAUGUAGGCAGUGUAUUCCGGAAACUGCAGAAAUGGGGCAACGGAAUGAUCUUCUAGGACAAUUUAACGGAGAAAUCGUUUGUGAAACACCUAAUAACUUACUUAAUAAAUUUGAAGGUGCUUUGACGUGGAAAGGCAAACGAUAUUCUUUGGAUAAUGAAAAGAUCCUGCUUCGUGGCUGUGUUUUGAGAAAUACUCAAUGGUGUUAUGGUGUUGUUAUUUUUGCUGGAAAAGAUACAAAAUUGAUGCAAAAUUCUGGAAAAACGAAAUUAAAAAGAACUAGUAUAGAUAAAUUAUUAAAUUUCUUAAUUAUUGGUAUUGUAUAUUUCUUAAUUUCUAUGUGCAUAUUUUGUAUGGUUGGAUGUGGAAUCUGGGAAGGACUUGUUGGUCGAGAUUUUCAGGUUUAUUUACCAUGGGAUUCUAUUGUACCAAGAGAACCUUUAACCGGAUCAACUGUUAUAGCAUUUCUAGUAUUUUUCAGUUAUGCAAUAGUGUUAAAUACUGUAGUGCCGAUAUCAUUGUACGUUUCUGUAGAAGUUAUUAGAUUUGUACAAAGUUUUCUUAUCAACUGGGAUGAAAAAAUGUAUUAUGAGAAGACGAAAACAUCUGCUAAAGCUAGAACGACAACACUCAAUGAAGAAUUAGGCCAAAUUCAAUAUAUUUUCUCUGAUAAAACUGGAACAUUGACUCAAAACAUCAUGACGUUCAAUAAGUGCUCAAUAGCUGGAAUUUCAUAUGGAGACGCUAUAGAUCUGAAAACUGGUGAAAUUAUGGAGCUUUCAGAAAAAGCAAAGUAUCAAAAUUUGAACGAAACAACAUCAUCUGUCGAGGAGUAUCAGCCAAAAUCGAAUAAUCAUCAUCACGACCACGCAAAUGUUGUCGUUAUAAAUCCCAGAGCGCGAACAGUUUCUGGUUCUGAUAGUGUAUUCAAUGCACAGACCUCAUACGUCGAUGAGUCUCAGACCACUUCGUGCUACCCAAAAAAUGGAAGGAGUCACAGUAGUCACACAGCGCUAUUAUUCACCGAGCACCCCGUGGGGAGGAGCACUCCGGAACCGCGGUUGCCGCGAGCCAGGAGCCCUUCACACCCUACCACGGAUCCAAUCGAUUUCAGUUUUAAUUCGGAAUAUGAACCUGAAUUUAAAUUUUACGAUCAGACACUCUUAGAAUCAGUGAAUAACAACAAUGUACAUACACAUAAUUUCUUUCGACUUCUUGCACUUUGCCAUACUGUAAUGCCAGCAGAGAAGAAUGGUCGAUUGGAGUACCAGGCUCAAAGUCCAGACGAAUCAGCCUUGGUAUCGGCAGCUAGAAAUUUUGGAUUCGUGUUUAGGGAAAGAAGUCCUAAUACGAUAACCAUCGAAGUUAUGGGUAAAGUUGAGGAAUACGAGUUAUUGUGUAUAUUGGACUUCAAUAAUGUGAGAAAACGAAUGUCAGUUGUUGUAAAAAGAGACGGUCAUUUAAUGUUACUUUGUAAAGGAGCCGAUAAUGUUAUUUAUGAAAGAUUAGCUAAAGGUCAAAUCGAGAUCAAGACGAAAACGCAAGAACAUUUAAAUAAAUUUGCUGGUGAGGGUUUACGAACACUCUGUUUAGCAAGUAGAGAGAUUGACGAACAAUUCUUUCUGAACUGGAAAAUACGACAACAAGAAGCCGCGCUCUCUAUGGAUUCGAGAGAUGAUAAACUUGAUGCUAUUUAUGAAGAAAUUGAAACUGAUCUUGUUCUCUUAGGUGUUACAGCAAUUGAAGAUAAAUUACAAGAUGGUGUACCAGAAACAAUAGCAAAUUUAGGCUUAGCUGGAAUAAAAAUUUGGGUUCUGACGGGUGAUAAACAAGAAACUGCCAUAAAUAUCGGUUAUUCUUGUCAGCUUCUAACUGAUGAUUUAAUAGACUUGUUCAUAGUUGAUGGUGAAACACAUCAGGAAGUAGAAAAACAAUUAGACAAAUUUAAAGAAUCAAUACGGAUAGUUAACACAUAUCAUCCACAUGCACAAGCGAAUGGAGCAAACAAUGGUAUGAGUUCAAUGGCGCUGCCUCACAAAGAACCAACACGAGCAAGAACGGAAAGUCUAUCAACACCUACCGAAGUUGGUCGGCCACCACCAGCUAUAUCAGUUGUCACAUUUAGGUGGCGAAAGCUUGGAAAUGAUGAAUUAACAUUAGCAGACAGCACCGACACCGAUUACGAAGGUGCCACUGCUGGUGGGGCAACCAGCGCUCACAAUAACAGUUCAGAAGAGUCUUCAGAAUUUGCAAUUGUGAUAAAUGGACAUUCCUUGGUGCAUUGUUUGGAUCCAUCUCUUGAGAAAAGAUUUAUUGAAAUCGCAUCACAGUGCAAGAGCGUUAUAUGCUGCCGUGUUACACCUCUACAAAAAGCACUGGUUGUUGAACUCAUCAAGAGAACAAAGAAUGCAGUUACUUUGGCCAUAGGGGAUGGUGCCAACGAUGUAUCUAUGAUUAAAGCUGCGCACAUUGGUGUGGGUAUCUCUGGCCAAGAAGGCAUGCAAGCUGUUUUAGCAAGUGAUUAUUCAAUAGCACAAUUCAGAUUCUUAGAAAGAUUAUUAUUAGUUCAUGGCCGAUGGUCAUAUUAUCGAAUGUGCAAAUUUCUCAGGUAUUUUUUCUAUAAAAAUUUUGCAUUCACUUUAUGCCAUAUCUGGUUUGCUUUCUUCUGUGGAUUUAGUGCGCAAACUGUAUUUGAUGAAAUGUAUAUAUCGGUCUAUAACUUAUUUUAUACUUCGCUGCCAGUACUAGCUCUUGGUAUAUUUGAUCAAGAUGUUUCGGAUAAAAAUGCAAUAAUAUUUCCUAAGUUAUAUACUCCAGGACUGACAAGUGCAUUAUUUAAUAAAUCGGAAUUUAUGAAGAGUGCUCUACAGGGAUGCUUUUCAUCACUUCUUCUCUUUUUAAUACCUUAUGGAACAUACAAGGAUGGUGUUUCACCCAGUGGUUUAAUUCUUAGUGACCAUAUGCUAUUAGGAAGUGUGGUUGCUUCAAUAUUAGUGAUAGAAAAUACUGCACAGAUUGCCUUGGAUACAUCAUAUUGGACAGUGUUCAAUCAUAUUACUACCUGGGGUUCUUUGUUAUCAUAUUUUAUUUUAGAUUUCUUUUAUAAUUAUGUUAUUGGAGGUCCAUAUGUAGGUUCUUUAACGCAAGCUAUGCAAGAAUCACAAUUUUGGUUCACUACACUUUUAACAGUAAUAUCAACCACUGUACCUGUUCUAGCUUGGCGAUUCUACUUUGUUGAUGUUUUUCCUAAUUUAACAGAAAAGAUAAGAAUGAAGCAAAGAUUAGCACAAAUAAAAUCAAGACACAGUACAGAUGUGCUGAGAACGCCUUCUGCAAGAAAAGUAAGAAGAUCUAUUCGAUCAGGGUAUGCAUUCGCACACCAAGAAGGAUUUGGACGACUAAUUACUUCUGGUAAAAUAAUGAAGAAAUUACCAUCUGAUUUUGGUUUUCCGACGCUGAGUGGUAGAAAAGGCAAUACAAAUUCACCUAAAGAACCUAGAGCACCAUGUCAAGAUCUCGAUACAAUAAACUUGUGAAUAUUAGAAGGUAUAGUGCAAUGUGUAAAUAUGUGCAAGAUAUUUCUACAUAUAUAUAAUUUUUGUAUGAAUUUU
This is a messenger RNA of Ctenocephalides felis (cat flea), 4974 nucleotides long. It is a transcript of the gene ATP8B, whose product is annotated as phospholipid-transporting ATPase ID. Gene Ontology annotation, biological process: phospholipid translocation; Golgi organization. The record is from RefSeq and is a predicted model, not a curated record. NCBI's taxonomy places the organism in Eukaryota, Metazoa, Arthropoda, Insecta, Siphonaptera, Pulicidae. Gene Ontology annotation, molecular function: magnesium ion binding; ATP binding; ATP hydrolysis activity. The transcript is spliced from 23 exons. Bases 838 to 4899 code for a protein of 1353 amino acids. Gene Ontology annotation, cellular component: plasma membrane.